UUCGACACAAUUUGGCAGCACUGUUGAGCAAUUGUUUAUUUGUGUUUACUUAAUUUAUAUGAAUUCUACUGGCGUUGAACUGCAUCCCAAUUGGCGUGCUCUAACCACAUUAAAUGUGCCACUUAAACGCUUUUUGCGCGCUGGAACAAUCGAGCAGGAGAAGGAAGAGAAGAAGAAACACACAAUCGAUGGUGUCAGUGGUGAUGAAGUGCAAAAGUUUUACAAGGAAAUUUUGCAGACGCCAGUCUCAAGAAAAACAAUCAACACAAGCAAUAACAACAAUAACAACAUUGCAAGACGAGCUAAGGAAACGCCAGAGCUGCCAUUUGACAGGAAUCGUUACUUUCGCCUGGCAAUCAAUAAUAAUGUAAAAGAGUUGUGCCAAUUGCUCAUCACUAAUGAGGAGGAAUUAAAUGCACGCGAUGCUUUUGGUUGGACUGCGCUAAUGAUGGCGUCAUGUGAAGGGUCUGUAGAUUCUGUAACCUUUUUAUUGCAACUUGGCGCAAAUACUGAAGUGGCAGACAAAAGUGGCAACACUGCACUGGAGUUGGCAAAGCGGAAAAAUCAUGAGGCUGUGGUGCAAAUGCUGGAGGUGAGCAGCAGGAAUAGAGAACAAUCGAAAAUGGUGGAUAUCGAUAGUGAGCGCGAUUUGAAUGCAGUUGAUAGCGAUAUUAAAAUGCCAUUCUACUGCGAGGUGUGUCAAAGGGAUUACAACGAAUCCACAUGGCGAACUCAUCAAACCUCCACAGUGCAUCGUUUUAACCGCAAUUAUCUGCCCGCCCACAAGCUGCAAAAGUUCAACAUUUCGGCCAAGAAUCGUGGCCUACAACUGAUGGUUAAACAAGGCUGGGACCGGGAACAUGGGCUGGGACCAACACAAAGCGGACGCCUCUAUCCCGUCAAGACUGUGCUGCGCAAGCAACGCACCGGACUGGGUAUUGAACAAUCCCCGGCGCGGGUGACACAUUUUCAUGAAUUUGACAGUAGCGCCACCUGUCGGCGAAAUGCGAAACCACCGCGACGAACACGAAACGAAAUGAAGCGCGAAAAACUGCAGGAUUCGAAACGGGAGCGUCGACUGCGACAUGAGCUGAGCUAGCGGAUAAUAGGGGUAUUCCUGAAGCAGACUCAAAUUUCAAAUAACUUAAUUGAAUUGAAAUAAAGCCACAAAAUAAUUGAA
This is a messenger RNA of Drosophila innubila, 1180 nucleotides long. RefSeq names its product G patch domain and ankyrin repeat-containing protein 1 homolog. The coding region runs from base 59 to 1099 and encodes 346 amino acids. Gene Ontology annotation, molecular function: protein binding; nucleic acid binding. The record is from RefSeq and is a predicted model, not a curated record. NCBI's taxonomy places the organism in Eukaryota, Metazoa, Arthropoda, Insecta, Diptera, Drosophilidae. The transcript has a single exon.